CUGUUACUACAAUAGAAUUCCUAUAGCCCUGGAUCGAACAACAAAAAGAUCCUUGCGUCUGCGCCAGCAUUUUCUUCAUAUAUGGGCGCCGUGCUUGAAUCUUUAUCUUGAUCUAGAAAGGAGAGCGUCGAGCGAAAAAGUUCAAUUCCAACAUUAGUAGUCACAGCAUCUGAAUAAAGGCUUCGACUUGGAUAUAUUCUCCCUCAAAAGGCUCUCUUUCCCCCAAACCCAUUGUCCCCGAAGUCCAAUCCACAGCUUUCCCUUGAAGUGUUUUUGAAUUCCGAAAAAAUGCCAUUUUCAUAUUUGUAUGUAUUCGGUAUGAUAAAUGAGUGAGGCUGAGGUUCAGAGCAAGUCGUGCCUUUUGGUUUCCCUGUCUUGAACCACCUGUACAUCUGACCCUGAGUAGCAACUCCUCAGAAGUACUCACUUUGACGCCUCAUCAUCCAACUAGAAGAAACAUUUUUCUAAUUAUAUUUAUCUGGAACUCCGCUUCUAAACAACAGCAAAACAAAAUGGCUCGUUUCAGCGACGUCGGUGCGCGCUGCGCUUUUCCGGGAUGUGGUAUGCACGACAUGUUACCCUUUCACUGUGAUCGGUGUGGACUGCCUUUUUGUCUGGAACAUCGUAGGGAAUCCGAUCACAACUGCACUGCCCCCAGUCCAUCCCGACGAGUGAUCGUGUGUCCAAUAUGCCGACUCACUGUGGAAUGCCUACCCGGAGAAGAUGUGAACGAAACGUGGCUUCGGCAUGCGAACAGUGGGAAAUGUGUGAGGAAAGUCGUGACAGUGACGGAAAAUAAUUGCUCUUCUCCGGACCACCCGAAGGUGAAGCGUUGCGCUGCGCCAGGCUGUAAUAAAAAGUUGAACGCAGUCACCAGCCAUCACUGUCCAAAAUGCCUUCACACAGUGUGCACAGCGCAUAGGUAGUACUUCGAGUCGUGUACUAUGGAACUACAUUCUAGUUGCACAAAUUAGCCUUACAAUGUAGUUCUUCGUAGGAAGAUGGUACAAUGUAGUAGUUCUUCAUCAUCUGGUUGAUGUAAGUUCAUCUAAUACUAUUGUCUAUGUCCUCUGCUUGUGCUUGUCUAUGUCUGCUGAUAUUAACUGCUCCAUCAAUGAUCCAUACUAGGUUCGAAGACGACCACGAUUGUAAGAAUUAUCGUCGUGCCCGGACUGCGCAACGUGAUCGCGCAAAGCCACCCCAACAAGUACCAGUCACUAGAAACACUGCACCUCCAGCUUUCGCGUGCUGCGCAUCACCAAGAUGUGGUAAAGCACCUACUGGAGGUAGUACUACUACAACUAAUACGACUGGUGGCGGACGAGCAGGAGUCCCGAAAGCAGGCCAUCAACCACGUGGUGUACCUUUCACUCCUGCACCACGUGUAGCAGCAGCUGGUGGAGGAGGGUCAACAUCAUCUUCUUCUUCACGAAGAAAUUCUACAACCAGUACUGCGUCUAGUGCGAUACCAUCAACAACAUUUAGUAAUCAACAAUACUUCCAACAAGAAGAACAAGAAGAAAACAAGAUCUUUUAUGAUCAAGAUCAGCCCUUAUUUAAUGGACCAAGCUCGUCCUCCUCGUCUCGCCCUGCUCUGGCAUCACAAGGAGAUAGGCAAGAACUAAGUGGAGGGAAGGAGAGAUCGUAUCGUGCGAACGGCAAUCCACUAGGAAGCGUUCUGAGGAGAAAGGACAAACCAACGAUAAACUGUGCCGCAUGUUCUCUAACGAACCCUAAGGAGGCACCAGUAUGCGAAGCGUGCGGAACUAAAUUGCACAAAUCAAAGGAAAAGUGUGCUAUUAUGUAAGUAGGAGAAUCUUUUUCUUAUUUAUCAUGUUAGUCUCGGUGGUCCUGUGCUAAUGCGAGCACCUACCCCCUUCUCUUCAACUUGCUCGCCACCUCGAGCUUGGGGGUGGGACGCCAUGGGCUGUAACAUCUGCAGGGUAGCUAGUGGUUUACUUAGCUCUACUUUAAACUGUAACUUACUCUUCUUCGUCCUUCGCCUUGCUUCUGACCCGUACUAUGAGAGAUGAGAGUGAGCGUGUCUGCUCUGGCCUGCUACAUGAACUUCCUCAACAAGAACUCAAAAUCAGGGACUUCGACGGACAACUCCCUACACUACAUUUACUACUUUUGUCAAACACGACAACCUUCAUCACCUUGUUGAACUUGAUGAUAUCAAUCCAUAAUCACGUCCCGCUUCAUACUUAAUGACGCCAUAGUAUACAUCUCAUAGUCACUGCCCUACAUGAACAUUUCGUCCUUGACCUUGUAUCAAUGCUCCAAAGAAAGCGUUUGUGCAACAUCAUGAGCUACAUCCAUUGUAUGAAAAACUUGGCUACAUCAUUAUCCAUCAUACUGUAUCUAUGUUUUUGUGAGCGCCUCGCAAAGAAAGGUUUUCUUUCAUUGCCACUGGGGAAACAACGCACCAAGGGAAUUCACGAUGAUCUUCGCGCAUGUAACAGAAGGCAGGAUAUCGUGCUUGAUGAAGC
Molecule: messenger RNA, 2492 nt
Organism: Amoebophrya sp. A25
Lineage: Eukaryota; Dinophyceae; Syndiniales; Amoebophryaceae
Source: the annotation of a GenBank genome assembly